AUGCAAAGAGCAGGUGAACCUAUGCAGUCCAUAUGCAAAGUAGGAUGCGAAGCCGACUGGUCACAUAUGCUGUAUCUGUGAUGUCAUCUACCGGAAGAUGCAGGUUCAGUGCGCUGACUGUAUUCCAGUGAAAAGCUUGUCGUAAUAAAAUAAAUGGGAGCGAAGCGAUAGCAUUACUUAUCUCCAUGGAGCGCCACAUAAUGCGCCAUCCCUCAAACAACUCGUUUUAGGGAAAAUGGUGCCCAGUUCAACGACUGGCUAAUAACAUACAGCCUAUUUUUUUUUCUCCAUUACAAUACUGAUAGCAUCAAUCGACCUUGCUGGUGUGGCCAUGAAUCCGGCGGAACAAACGGUUACUUGGCUCAUUACGCUCGGGGUUUUGGAAUCACCAAAAAAGACCAUUUCGGACCCUGAUGGAUUUCUGCACUCUUCGCUAAAGGAUGGGGUCGUCCUGUGCAGGUUGCUGGAGCGGCUGCGUCCAGGCACUACUGAUAAAAUCUAUCAGGAUCCCAAGAACGACAGCGAGUGCUUGAGCAACAUCACGGAGUUUCUCAAGGGCUGCGCGGUGUUUCGCGUCGAGCCUUUUGAGGCUGGUGACCUUUUUCAUGGCCACAAUUUCAGCAGAGUGCUAACUACCCUUGUUGCCCUCAAUAAAGUGACUGCAGAUAUUGGCAUAGACAGCGACUCUGUAUGUACCCGUCACUCUUCUGCCCUCCGGAUCAAGUCCUUCGAAUCACUGGCCUCCCAGUCCUCGCUGGGCCGAUCUUCUAAAUUGCUCCAUAACCAGUUCCGCAGCCUUGUGAGUAACACUGGGGACAUGACGGAGAAUAGUAACACACAGUUAGUGGUUAAAGCUCGCUUCAACUUCCAGCAGACCAAUGAGGAUGAACUCUCUUUCAGCAAGGGUGACAUCAUUAGUGUUACUCGCACAGAAGAAGGGGGUUGGUGGGAGGGAUCCCUCAACGGCAAGACUGGCUGGUUUCCAAGUAAUUACGUCAGAGAGGUUAAAGGGUCUGACAAACAAGUGUCUCCUAAAUCUGGAACACUUAAAAGCCCUCCCAAAGGUUUUGAUAGCACAACCAUCAGUAAAACCUACUACAACCUGGUGCUACAGAACAUUUUAGAAACUGAAACGGAGUAUUCAAAGGAGCUCCAGAGCCUUUUGACCAACUACCUGAGACCUCUACAGAUGACAGAAAAACUGAACACCUCAGACGUAAGUGUCAUUCUCGGGAACCUGGAGGAAAUCAGCACUUUCCAGCAGACUUUGGUCCAGUCACUGGAGGACUGUACAAAGCUUCCAGAGCUGCAGCAGAAAGUGGGAGGGUUCUUCCUGAAUCUCAUGCCCCAGAUGAGGUCUCUUUAUGUGUCUUACUGCUCCAACCACCCGUCGGCAGUCAGUAUUCUCACCGAUCACAGCGAGGAGCUCGGGGAGUUCAUGGAGGGGAGGGGUGCAUCGACACCAGGCAUUCUCACACUGACCUCUGGCCUCAGCAAACCCUUCAUGAGACUGGACAAAUAUCCCACAUUACUAAAAGAACUGGAGAGACACAUGGAGGAGGGUCAUCUGGACAGGACAGAAAUUCAGAAAUGUAUGACGGCUUUCAAGAAUCUCUCUGCACAAUGUCAGGAGGUGCGGAAGCGCAAGGAGCUCGAGCUUCAGAUCCUGACCGAGACGAUUCGUCUGUGGGAGGGGGAGGACAUCAAGACUCUGGGUUCAGUGCUGUAUAUGAGCCAGGCCAUGGUCCAGAACCACGGCUGUGAGGAGAGGCAUGAACGUUACUUGCUGCUGUUUCCUCAUGUCUUGCUCAUCCUGUCUGCAAGUCCAAGGAUGAGUGGCUUUAUCUACCAGGGCAAGCUACCUUUGAGUGGGAUGACAGUGACCCCAUUAGAAGACUGUGAAAGUCACAAAAAUGCUUUUGAACUCUCGGGAAGCAUGUUCGAGAGGCUUCAGGUGAUCUGCUAUAACAAACAGGAUCUGCAGGACUGGCUCGAGCAUCUGAACCGACAGAUCAAGCACACCACUAUGGCUGCUCCCAGCAUGAAACCCCUCACUGUCCCCUGCCACACACUCCCGUCUCACCCUCUGACGCCGUCCAGACAUGGAGAAAGCCGGGGCUUGACAGUUGCUCCUGCAUACCACACCUUACCACACCCCUCCUCUCAUGGGACCCCUCACAGCACCAUGAUGUGGGGCCCCCUGGAGCCCCCCAAAACCCAGAAGCCUUGGAGCCUGAGCUGCUUGCGUCCAGCGCCCCCACUCAGGCCAUCAGCUGCUCUCUGCUAUAAAGAGGACCUCAGUAAAAGUCCCAAGACUAUGAAAAAGCUGCUGCCCAAGAGAAAGCCGGAGAGGAAGCCGUCCGAUGAGGAGUUUGCACUGAGGAAGAGUACUGUAGCUUUGGAGGAAGAUGCUCAGAUCCUGAAAGUGAUCGAGGCCUACUGCACGAGUGCCAAAACCAGACAGACUCUGAACUCAACCUGGCAAGGCACUGAUCUCAUGCAUAACCACGUUUUGGAUCAAUCCAGUGUGGACUCUCUGGGCCGCCGUAGCAGUAUCUCGAGGCCCGAGACCACCUCGGACCUCUCAGAGGACUCUGACUAUGACAGUAUAUGGACGGCCCACAGUUACAGGAUGGGCUCUGUUUCCCGUAAGAGCUCCUACAUCUCCCACCAAAAUUAAACUCCCCCUCACUCCUCUUAUUUCAAGUGACUUUAUAUUUAUUUGAAACUAUUUAUUUAUUUAAUGAUCUGUCACUGUAAUGCAUAUUUAUUUUAUUCAUUUUUAUUUAUUUUUUUAAUUUCUCAGUGUUGUAUUAAUCAUACGUCGUCAUCAUUUUCUACAUAUAUAUGCACUUUCCCAAAGCAGUUCCCUGUUGCCUUGACAUCUGAAUCCCCCGAAACCACCACCUCACUUAACUCAGUUUUUUUUUACUUUGUUUGCAUCACAUUUGGUAUUUAUGUAAGUGUCCUUUAAAAAAAAAACUGAUGUUUUCAUUCCCAGAUGUAUUUAAUUUUUAAUGCUGUUGAAGGUACAAUACACUCUGAAGGCAACAAGGACAUGUUCUGCUGUAAAAAACAAACAAAAAAAAAAAACUAAGUGUGUCUGUAAAUAUUAGAGCAUUGUCGUUCAUCUGAAAUAUGUGGUAUUAACUUGGACUUUUACUGAAUGUGAACAUUGGAUUGCCACUCUGCUGAAACGAGGAGUUGGGUCUUUUACCAGAGAGCUUAUUGAAUGAGAGAAAUUCAUAACUAUGGUUCUCAGAUGGCAUCAUGAACAGUAUUACUGGGGACGUCUGGCUCAUACUUAUGUGAUAUAAAUGUAUUUAUUUUCAAUUUGGAAAUGUAUUUUGAAUGAUUUUGGACUUUUUGUAUGCUUGUAUCUAACAUGUAAGUUUAUAGUGGUGUGUCUAUGGUGAAAAGUAUGGAAGUUUACAGAACAAAUGUUGGUUUAAAUUCUGUUAGAACCCAUUCAAAUCAGGUGUGAGGAUGGUAAUAGUCGAGUUCUGUGAGACUGUCAAAGCCUCAGUGUUUGAUGCUUUUCUUUUAUGUAUGACGUGUUUAUGAGAGAAACAAGAAAAUCUACUUGCUAGUUAUUUCAAUAAUGACAAAGAGUAUAAUUCAUCAUGUUUUGUGAUUUUUUGUGACCAAGUUCUAUUCUGUGGUUUAAAAAAAAACAAAAAACAAGAAGACAAUAUGAAUAUUUACUACCUUUUUGUCGGUCGUUUCAUUCAGAUAUACUUAAAACCAUUCAACAGAGAUACUUCAGUGAUGUUUAUGUGGUUUGAAAUUAAGACAUUAUUAAUGUGUGUUAAAUAUAUAUAUAUAUAUAUAUAUAUAUAUAUAUAUGCAGAUUCAAAUACAUGACAAAAUACCACAAACAUUGAAAUAUACAUUUUGAAUAAAUCUUGGGUUGUUUUUUACACCAUGUUUAUCCUUUAAAAAUGACAGCAAAACAAAGACGUUGUUUCCAUUUAUCUUGCAACAACAAGUAUUGUUUUUGUUUGAUUUUGCUUUAUUUUUAUAUAAGUGUAUAGCUUAUUUUCACUUGAUGGGUUUUGUUUUUGGGGUUGAUGAAAUUUUAGUUUUACCGCCCUUCAGGAAACCCUUGGUCCUCUGGUUUUUGAAUGCUUUUAGUUUUCUUGGAUGACCCCUCUCUGCAUGACUAACUCCUGUCUCACUCACGCACAGUCCUGUGUAAGUUUGAUCCAGUCCAAACUAUUUAUUUUGAGGCACAGUGGUCCUGUACUGACCUAAUCAAUGAGUCCAACUUAACCAAUCUUCCUGAAAUCAUUCUGCGGGGCUUCUCUUUU
Molecule: messenger RNA, 4310 nt
Organism: Carassius auratus (goldfish)
Lineage: Eukaryota; Metazoa; Chordata; Actinopteri; Cypriniformes; Cyprinidae
Product: rho guanine nucleotide exchange factor 7-like
Exons: 19
Coding region: 332-2680 (782 amino acids)
Biological process (GO): lamellipodium assembly; intracellular signal transduction
Cellular component (GO): lamellipodium; cytoplasm
Molecular function (GO): protein binding; guanyl-nucleotide exchange factor activity
Source: RefSeq, a predicted model, not a curated record